Messenger RNA from Daktulosphaira vitifoliae (grape phylloxera), 1158 nucleotides. RefSeq lists its product as uncharacterized. Lineage: Eukaryota; Metazoa; Arthropoda; Insecta; Hemiptera; Phylloxeridae. The record is from RefSeq and is a predicted model, not a curated record. The transcript has 2 exons. The coding region runs from base 1 to 849 and encodes 282 amino acids.
AUGUUCAAUACUAUUCGUCAACAGGAAGUUGGAUGGACAAACACGAUAUAUGGGUUCAGGUUCGAUGAAGAAACAGUUCGUUUUCGUUAUACGAAAGACUUUAUGUCGGAAAUUAAUAAUGAUAAUUAUCGUGAACAAAUACCAUUAUUAAUCAAUGUAAUAAUUCAUAGAUACACUGAAAAUUUGAAAGUAUUUCGUUAUUUAUUGAACAGUUUUGUUCAGUUAUGUUACAGAUAUGACGAAAUUAAAAGUCAAACAUUAAUUUAUUGCUCUAAUAAGUUGCGGGAAACAGUAAUGAUAUCAACUAAAAUGUUACUAAAAUUUUUAUAUGUCGCUCUUUUCAUACAUAAUGCCAAUUUGUUAUUAGAUGAUCAUUGUCUAUUGAAUCAUAAUAAAUUUUAUGAAAUUAUGGUGCUAUUGUAUCGGGCGUUAUUAAAAAAACCUAGUAUUAUUAAUGAUAUGUUUUUGGCUCAUAGAUUACUAAAGAGUACUAGAAAUUAUAUUAAAGAUACAAUGGACAAAAAAAUAGUCGAACUUGUCAAUUCAAAUAUGUCCACGAUAUAUAUAUAUGAUCAUUCAGUUCAAAACCAUAUUCAGAGAAUUCUAAACAUGAAAAACGUAAUAUUUUCUAAAAGUAUUGACGACCAUACAAGAGCUUUAAAUUGGUUUUAUAUGCUAGCAGUUAGAGAUAGUUAUUAUAAUUUGGGAUUUGAUAAAGUGCUCGUUGGUGAUAUAAAGGAGCAUAUACACGAAUAUAUUGCGGAAAAUACACGUUAUCAUGAAAAUCAAGAAGAUGAUAAUUUUGAUUGUACAGAAGAACCACCAGUUCUUACACAUAGGCUUGAAUAAUAAACACUAUUGUUUUUUAUAUUAAAAAUAAGAAAAAUUGUUUUAAUUAAGUUAGUUAUUAUUUUAUUCUAUGUAGCUUUUAAUUAAAAAAUGCUUAGUAUACAAAUAAAUUUAUCUUAAUUGAUCCAAUGAUGAAACUGCAAAUAAUUUUUAUGACAGGAUUUGAAAAAACAAUUUUUUUAGUUACAAACAGUUUUUAAUUGAUUUUUAUGUUCAUUUUGUUUCAAUAAAAAUAAAUGUCUGUUUUUGAAAUGUUUAAAAAAAAUAUAUAAUAUUUUAUUUUAAUUAAUUUAAUUUAUGUUGAAUGGA